This is a messenger RNA of Oncorhynchus mykiss (rainbow trout), 2486 nucleotides long. Lineage: Eukaryota; Metazoa; Chordata; Actinopteri; Salmoniformes; Salmonidae. The record is from RefSeq and is a predicted model, not a curated record.
ACUACAUAAAUAUUGUAUGAUGCUACUGUUUCCAGCACAGCACUGGCAGCUCGGUCGGCAUUACCAGCAUCUUCCAGUGCGGUGCAGCGACACAUCAGCCCAGUGAGGAAUAGACCACAAUGUACCACAUAUCAAUGGAUUUACAAAGACAGAUGAACGUCAAGAGGUGUUGACCGCAACACGGCUUAAAGGGAAGGAUUUGAGAAUAAAUAGCCUAAUAACCACUCACUCAAAGGAAAUGCCUGGCUAACUUCUAUGGGUAAACGAUCAUUCGCAGUCAACCCAUGUUUUCUCGACACCUGACCGCGUUUGGCUCUCACUGGUUGCCCCCAACUCAGGCCCCAUUGGGCGGCUGGAGGAACGUACAUUUCCCCAGUUAUCCAUGUCGGCCGGGUGUGCCCCCUCCACCUCAACUCUCCCAUCCCACCAGGCACCUCUCAGGGGCCUUCCAACCUCAAGAUACCCAUAACACCAACUGGGCAAGACUACAGUCCAAACAACACCUCCCACCAGGGUUCCCUUUUCACGGUUUUCCUCAUCGACACUUCCAACUUGGACUGAUGGAGUGCUCAGACAAGGAGCCUCCAUACAAGCGGAGGAGGAGUUCAGAUGAGAGGGCACCAGGGGAUAGAUCCAAGGGCUCCCCCAAACGAGAGUACGCACCAAGACAGGCUCGCAGUGCCGCAACCAGCCCCAACUGCUGGUUCAAAGACGGGAAACCACCGCCUCCUGGGACAAGUCCACCAAGACAGGCAUUGGAGCUGAAGAGACAAUGGGAGGACUUUUCACACUGCUAUAAGUCCAGACCCCAGUCUGGUGGUGGGAGGCGAGAACCACCCUUUGAGUUUUCUGUGAUGUCGUAUAACAUCCUCUCCCAGGACCUACUACAUGACAAUAACUACCUGUACAAACACUGUAGCUCCUCCAUCCUCAACUGGAAUCACAGGCUCUCCAACAUCCUGAAAGAGCUCAAAGAGCACAACGCAGAUAUAAUGUGUCUGCAGGAGGUUCAAGAGGACCACUAUGAAAAACAGAUCAAACCCUCUCUAGAAGCAUUAGGUUACCAGUGUGAGUACAAGAGGAGGACAGGCAGGAAGCCUGACGGCUGUGCCGUGGUCUAUAAGAAGGACCGCUUCUCCCUGCUGUCCAGUCACCCAGUGGAGUACUUCCGCCGGGGCAUCCCCCUGCUAGACCGGGAUAACGUGGGCUUGGUGCUGUUACUGCGCCCCACGGGAUCCUCCAGGCCGGAGGACUGCGUUUGUGUGGCCAAUACACACCUCCUGUACAACCCCCGGCGCGGGGACAUUAAGCUGGCCCAGUUGGCCAUGCUGCUGGCAGAGAUCAGUACAGUGUCCCGCCUCCCUGACGGCAGCUCCUGUCCCAUCAUCCUCUGUGGGGACUUUAACUCUGUGCCCUGGUCUCCCCUGUACAGCUUUGUUAGGGAGAGCAGGCUGGAGUACGACGGUAUUCCCAUAGGCAAGGUGUCAGGGCAGGAGGAGAAUCCCAGAGGCCAGCGGAUCCUGACCGUGCCCAUUUGGCCCCUUAGCCUGGGCGUCACCCAGCAGUGCCAGUAUGCGACUGCCCCUACAGAUGUUGACAGGGGAAUCACCAACCUGUCUGUGCAGGACUUUGCAGAACCACCUAUGGCAGCUAUGAACAGACCCAGUAUAGAGCACAGUCUGAGGCUGACGUCAGCUUACUCCCACUACCUGACAGAGGACAGCAGGCCUGAGAUCACCACCUGUCACUCCAGGACAGCCAUCACUGUGGACUACAUCUUUUACUCUGCAGGAACUGGGGACAUUUCCACUCAGCCAGCCAUGUCUGUUUUCCUCCCAGAGGGUCCAUUGCCAAGACAUGGGCUGCAGCUGCUGGCCAGACUGGCCCUGGUGGGACAGACAGACCUGGAGGCCGUCAACGGGCUGCCCAAUGAGCACAACUCCUCCGACCACCUGCCCAUACUAGCCUGCUUCCGCCUCUGCCCCUGAGGCUGGAUGUUAGGGUUCAGGGGUUAGCGCCUUGGACAGAACUGGGGGUCAAAGACCUGGGGAGACCCAUAAAUCCAUCCAUACCGCUCACCAGCAGCCAAACACCAAUUGUACACAAGCUCACCAUGGCUUUUGUCUCUCAUCUCUCAAGAUCUCAUAUCCCCAGGAAAUGUUGGAAAGGUACAAACACUGACACUGGUAGAUGUUGAACUUUAAUUUCAAAGACAUUAUUGAUGAAUUUGGAGCUUUGCAGUGGCCUGACUCUAGUGUGUAGAUCUAGGCUACUGCAUCAAGAUGUUUACACAUUUUAACUUUUUCGUGUUAUUUUUACAUUGGUUGAAGAUAUGAAAAUAGACACUUUUAGAUUUGAAUGAUUUUAUAAAUGUUGAUAAAUUCAUUUAAAAAAAAUAUAUAUAUAUAUCUUAAUUAUGUCAUGCAAGUACUAUUGGGUUUGAUAAUUAGCAAAAAUGAAUGCAAAGUACUUACCAAGGAAGUAUU